AUGAGAAGUGAGGAACAGCUCUGCAUGGAGACAGAGCAUCUAAACCAGCAAGGUCUCCCUUUGGUUGCUUUGUGUGACAGCAUGCGCGAACUGACCGCCCAGCUCAGAGGGAUCCUGGAAAAGCUGAGCCACGAGGAACAAGGGGAAGCGCAGCAUGCAGCACUCAAUGAAAGCUGUCAUCCACUGGUUGCAUCGCUUGCACAAUUCAUGCAUCAAGAGGCAGAGCGCCUCGCGUUGGAUGGCUCUUUCGCCAAACUCAUGUCGAAGACAAAGCUUCCCACGGAGGCACCCGCUCCAGCGGCUCCUGCGCCAGUCGGAGCCAUCAGCCUGUCGGGCGUUUCACCGUCGAACUCCACUUCAGCGCCGAUGCGGUCCCCCGAAGGUGGCAACUGCACGCAAAGCACCGUAUCCAGGGUGAGAACUCGUUCCAGGGCGCGGCCUGCAAGCCCCAAAGAACGCGAAGCCCAGCCUCAGCGCAAGAGGGCAGCAUCCAGGGAGUCCGGCCUGGAGCGCGAAAAGCGCCUGGGCUUGGUCGGCAUCCCCGGAAAAGCGGAGGCCGCCCUGGGCCUCUCUGGUAGGAGACGCUCACCCUGCGAUGAGGUUACUGAUGCUUGCAAGCCCUCCCAGGGCAAGCGCGCUGCAUCCGAGCGCUCCAGCUCCAAGAAGGCAAAUCAGCCGAACACAGAGAAAAAACAAGACAAGGCGGGCUUGUCCAAAUCAGCAUCUCGAGCAAGGCCACAGACGAUUUCUGCUGUCGAGGUGGCCUCAGCAAAAGGGUGCGAAGGCAAACAGCAAGGUGAGCUUUCACGUUCUGCUCGCCGAAAGGAUGCAAACCAGGAGAAGCGUGCAUCCACUCCCGUGAGGCGGGAUUCGCAGCCUCAGCGCAAGAGGGCUGCAUCUGGGGAGUCGGGACCAGAGCGAUUGAAACGCUUGGGCCUAGUUGGCAUCCCACCAGGAAAGGCAGAGGCCAUGGGCCUCUCGGGCAGGCGGCGGCGGCCCUCCGAAGUCUCUGACAAAGCCAUCGAAAAGAUCCUUCAGGCUCCGGGCUGCAAGCCCGCGCAAUCGUCGAGCAGACGUGCUCCAUCGCAGCGCAAUUUCAAAAAGGCUGCCACUGUGAGCCAUGCCGACCUCACAAUGCGAACAAAGCGAGAAGUCAAAGAAGUGCAGGAGGUUAUGUCAAGAUCAGAAGUGGACGUUCAGCAGAUGCUUGAAUGGGCUGCGACGGAGGCCGCACGCACAAGACUUGUGGCAAGCCUCUCCAACGGUGAAGCUCAGUACAGUGGCCGUCGAGCGCAGCAGCAGGGCCGGCUGGCCAAUCGUCUCCGAGCAGCGACCCUUGCGCGAGCCAGGCUCGCACGCGAGGCGAUGCAGACUAUGCUGGACAGCUCCGGCGAGCUGCCUUCCAAUCUCCAGGAUGAUGGGCCGGCCAUGCCGAGGAGUGCAGAUUUCGACGGCUGGCUUGGGCGCCAGGAGGCUUUUGCUCAGUGGGAUACGCACACUCACCGCUCUCAUGCUGAGACAGAGGGUGAGCAUGACAACGAGCCGGACGAGGAGCUCGAAAGCGUUCUAUCCCAGGACGACGACUCGCCUUCUACUCAGGAGGGUACUUCAUAUCUGACUGACGCUGACCGUCAGCGCAUCGGUGAGGUCCUUGCUGAGAGAAGAUGGAUGCGCCAAGAAGUCCCAGUUCCCCCAGCACGGACCGUUUUGUCAUGGUCGGUGCCAUCUGCAAACGAUGGAAGACCAAGGAUCGAGGUCCCAUGGGGUGAUGUUCGCUUGAUGAACAGCGACGGAUCUGCUGAGACUGACAGAGGCAGACCGCCCAGUCGAGGAGGUGAGUCCUGGCAGCCGCUAGGACAAACAACUCCGCCAGCGUACGAGCAGGUGACGCCCGAGUUGUUCGAAUUGUGGCAGACGCAGGAACCCAACCAGCCGCCUGCAGAUCAUGAGUCUGACGAGCAGGAGGCCAGCGAAGCCGUGGACUCUGCCAGUGUAGAGGACUCCCACGCUUCACGCACUUCACGCCCAGAGGUUAGCCACAGCAGCCGACGGGACACAGGACCUGGCCACCAGAUUGCGGAUGCCAUCGAUGGUCACGAACUGGAGCUCGUUGAUGCCAGGCCUCUUCAAGAAGAGUUGUCCCGUGGCUCAGAGCCCGAAAGCAUUGCGGAAGCAGUCGCGGAAACGGCUGGAGGCCAGGAUGUUGCGGCUGAGGCGGACCAUGCAGGAUCCGGAGAGUCCGCGGAAGCCGUUGAGGCAGAGGCAGCUUCCACCAGCGACUCGACCUCAAGCUGUCAGAUCGAAGAGAUCGAGGUGAAGGACACGGAAGGCUUUCAGGUGGACGAGUGGGUCUGUGAGGCGAAGGCGACGGCCCGUGCUGAGGUCGACGAGCAGCCUGAGUCUGCAGUCGAAGCGAGCAUACAGGAUGGACAGGGAUCUGGCCUGCGACCAGGUCUUCCAGUGAGUGAUGGGACUGCGCACGAGAAAGUCACAGACGAGGUGGUUUCAGUCAUCAUGGACGAACUGAUCAAUGACACCAUUCAGUCUUCAGCUGCUACUGAACCAGCUCUACGGCAUCCGACGCCGAUAGCUCCAGCGUUUAUCGACAUCUUCAGCGAGGAUUCUGCUCCUGACGGCUCCAGCGCCGAGAGCGAGAGUGUCGUCCAGCCCUCUCCGAGGAGGCCGUUGCAAAAGAACGAGGAAUCGGGCAGGGAGGCUGUGAAAGGAAGCCCGCUCCCUCGAAAGUUGCCGGCAAAGGCCGAAGAAAUCCGUCUGGCAGCAGGCCUUCGGACAGAGAAGAAGGCUUCAACAGAGGAUGGGCCUCCGCGGCCGCCCUCCCCGCCUCCUGACCUGCGUAGUACCAACACGGAGCCAGCAAGCACGGCACCGCAAGCCGACAGAAGCCCAAAAGGACGACAAGACACCGCUGAGCUCAUCAGCCAGGAGCUCUUCGACAUAUUGCUCGGUGAGGCGUUGGAUGCAUUCGACUGUACGUCGCCUGGUCGUCGCGAGAUCAGUCCACUUGAGGAGACUCGACUUAAUAUUCUGGAUGGCUCUACGCCGGCAAGCCCACUGGCAGGACCGCAUCCAAUCGACACAUCUGAUGCAGUUGUGGCUCCAUUCAUUGAGGCUGUUUUCCAGCAGCUUGGUGUGACCGAUGAGGCACAACCGAUUACUGGGCCCCUGCCAGAUCUGGAGGAAUGGCUGCCAGCAGUCCUUGAAGUCAUGAAGACACGGCAUCGUGCUACCCGCAAAGUGGAAGAUCGGUCCAAGGGAACUCCGGGCAGACCGAAGGAGGAGGACCUCGACCCAGCCUUCGAAGAGACGGAGGACGAGAACGUCGAGAGCUUCACCAGACUGCUUGCGGAUGAACUGUUGGCUUUGGCACAUGAAGAGGUCAAGGAGCAAGGUCCACGGAUCAUGGGUUGGCGUCGACCCUGCUUCGGUGAAGCACCUCUCUCACGUUUCCGUGCAAAGCAGGAGGGCACCAACCCAUCACAGCGACAGACCUGGGAGAAGGUCAGGGAGAAGUUGACCGAAGCUGUCCGCCGCUUCGGCUAUCGAACCGAGGGUGGGGAUGAGAUUCCUGCAGGCAGAGCGAUCGAGGCCGAUGGUUCGUCAGGUGGAGCCGUCACAAUGUCCAACAUGGAUGAAGGCAUCGAUGCGCUGCUCGAAGAAGAUAUUUGCAGUGAUGAGGCAUCCUGGUUAGACAUCAAGGGUGACUUGCAGAAGGUCAAAGACCAGGUUGCUGGGAUGAUUUUCAUGGAUCUUGUCGACGAGAUGGUCACGGAGAUUGGCAGCAUGUGGUCCGCAUAA
Symbiodinium sp. CCMP2456 is the source of this 3816-nucleotide messenger RNA. NCBI's taxonomy places the organism in Eukaryota, Dinophyceae, Suessiales, Symbiodiniaceae. The record is from the annotation of a GenBank genome assembly.